ACCUUAUCAUAGUAAAACCCGGUCUUAUUUAUUCAUAUUAUAUUGUGAGUAUGCUUCCAUUUUCUUCAUUCUCUUACUCUCCCCUGAUCUGUGAUAUGUGAAUCAGGCGAUUUGAUUCGUCAACCCAGAAAACCUUCUCGAAGCUCACAGGAACCCUUUCUUUAUUUUGUGCCUUUGUGUUAAUUUCUAGAAAAAGAACUGUGGCCGCAAAGGUCAAUUUUUCAAUUUCCCACUUUUCACUUUCUUUCUUUCUCUAUUUUUUUGUAUUACGAAUUUAACCUUUUUUAUUUUCUUAUUUUUAUACAUUUAACAAUGACAGCUCCGCCACUGGUACUUCAAUGGGGUCGCGAACGGUACAUGCUCAAGUACGAUGAGAAUGACAUGCGGGACACAACGCUCGGUCAAUUCAAGGAGGUCUGUCGUGAGGUCACAGGCGUGCCCAGCAACGGAAUGAAGCUUAUUUUCAGUGGCGCUACCAUGAAGGACGAUUCAUCUCCUCUGUCAAAUUAUGGAAUAUACCCGGGGGCCACAGUGAAGCUGAUCGGCAGGAAGGAGGGCGCAGAAAAUAGUGGGCCAGUAACGGAGGAGGAGCGCAAAGAGAGCGCUUUGAUCCACAAAAUCGACGACAUCGCCAACCACGCGACCGACGUUCUCUCGUCACGCAUGCAAGCCUACCUCGCAGACGCACAGCUCUACGUGGACCAAUUCCUUUCCGGAUCCAUGGAUGGACUGCAUGGGGAAGCGCUGAAUGAGAUCAAGGCUAAGGAGCGCAAGAAACUUAACGACGCGUACAUGUUUAUUAACGAAAUGCUUAUGCAAUCCUUGUUAAAGAUUGACUCGCUAGACUGUCCGCCGGAGGCGGAGAAGGCAAGACAGCGUAGGCGACAGGUUGUGAGGAUGCUGCAGUCGUGGAUGGACCAGAUGGACCACAAGAGAGAUAGCGUCAAGCAGGCUGAAGCAACGAUUUCGCAAUAAAAAUACACACAAAAAUUAUAAAAUAUUUUUAUUCUUUGCGCCACACAAUUUCAUCUUUUUUAUACUUUGUGCUCAGUAUUUUUACAUUCAAUUCAUUUUAUUUCUUAACUGCUUU
Messenger RNA from Kickxella alabastrina, 1090 nucleotides. RefSeq lists its product as uncharacterized. The transcript has 2 exons. NCBI's taxonomy places the organism in Eukaryota, Fungi, Kickxellomycota, Kickxellomycetes, Kickxellales, Kickxellaceae. Gene Ontology annotation, cellular component: nucleus; cytosol; membrane. Gene Ontology annotation, molecular function: adenyl-nucleotide exchange factor activity; protein-folding chaperone binding. Gene Ontology annotation, biological process: protein stabilization. The record is from RefSeq and is a predicted model, not a curated record. The coding region runs from base 313 to 975 and encodes 220 amino acids.